Messenger RNA from Effrenium voratum, 1053 nucleotides. The record is from the annotation of a GenBank genome assembly. NCBI's taxonomy places the organism in Eukaryota, Dinophyceae, Suessiales, Symbiodiniaceae.
AUGAGAGCUGCACGAGAACGCCUUGGGCUCUCCUUGCAGGUCUCCACCAAUGACUCGUCGCGUGAAGGGGGGAAGGUGGAGCACCAACGCCGUAUCAAGGCGACCUCCGAAGGAGAGGUGAUAAGAAGAUACAAGAUUGGUGGGAUUGUUAUGGACUCCACAAACCGCGGCAUGGAGGUUAGAUGGGCGACACGCCUUGCCGAUGGUCACGAGUGUGUGGUAAAGACGCGGCAGAAGGGGAUUUCUUUCAAAAGCGCAACUGAAGAGCGAAACUGGCGCAGCACCACAGAAGUCCAGAUGUCCAUGCCGAAGAUUGACAAACUCUGCGAGAUCUACGAGGUGCUUGAAACUCCAGAGAGGUACCUGAUCUUUAUGGAAAAAGUGCAAGGCAAGGACUUGUUCGAGCAGAUGGACGAGGGGCACCUGAGCCACAUCGAUGCCAGGGAAGUGGUGAGGCAAACCUUGGAUGCAUUGAGGGUGUUGCAUGCCAGUGGACGAAUUCACAAAGACCUCAAGGCGGAGAAUGUCAUGGUGGACAUCCCCAGUCCUGGAACAAAGCAAGCGAAGGCGAAUAUGAUGGAGAGGCUAAAGGACGGCGGCGAUGCGCAGAGCCCGGCCAGCGUCAAGAUCAUCGACUUUGAUACUGUUGAGAACUGGGAGCCUAGCAGUCCAAAAGCAAAAGAUGUGCUGGGCACCGAUGGGUACAUUGCCCCGGAGGCGUACUUGGGCAAUUAUUCUCCCGCUUCUGACAUCUAUUCAAUUGGUGUGGUCAUGUACAAGCUUUUGACCGGCAGAUUUCCCAGCCGCGAGGCCAUUUUCGAUGAUGGGCCUGGUGAGAACUGGGUCGGCAGCCCGGCUAUGAAAAGGAUUCAUGAACGCCUGAAGACGGAGAGGAUAGACUUUACCAGGCCACCCAUGGACAAGUGCACGGAAGCUGCGGAGUUGUGUGCAAGAAUGUUGACCUUCGAGCCCAUGGAUCGCCCAUCUGCCGACGAAGCCUUGCAACAUGCUUGGUUCAUGAUUGAGAGCAGCAAGCUCCCGUCGAGGAGGUAG